This is a messenger RNA of Phragmites australis (common reed), 4088 nucleotides long. RefSeq lists its product as uncharacterized. The transcript is spliced from 27 exons. The record is from RefSeq and is a predicted model, not a curated record. Bases 136 to 3711 code for a protein of 1191 amino acids. Gene Ontology annotation, cellular component: endoplasmic reticulum membrane. Lineage: Eukaryota; Viridiplantae; Streptophyta; Magnoliopsida; Poales; Poaceae. Gene Ontology annotation, molecular function: carbohydrate binding.
CAGGCCCGUGAACCGAAAAAUCCCAAGUCCGAGCGUGAAGUCGCAAAAUCUCUCUCCACCUCCGCCCGCGCCGCACAUCUCCUCCAUCUCGUCGUCUCCCCUGGUGGGAUGCUCCGCGCCCGCUAGAUCCGAUCUAUGGAUCCCCGCCUUCCCCUCCUCCUCCUCCUCGCUGCCUUCUUCUUCGCCGCCGCCGCCUCCGACGAGAUCCACGGAUGUGGAGGCUUCGUCGAGGCGAGCUCCGGCUUGGCCAAGUCGAGGAAGGCGUCGGACUCCAAGCUCGACUACUCCGGCAUCACGGUUGAGCUGUGCACUGUUGAUGGUUUGGUUAAGGAAAGCUCACAGUGUGCUCCUAAUGGCUACUAUUUUAUCCCAGUCUAUGACAAGGGUUCGUUCAUGGUCAGAGUUAAGGGGCCCAAGGGAUGGUCAUGGAAGCCUGAAAAUGUUCCUGUCGUCAUCGAUCAAAAUGGAUGUAAUGGAAAUGCAGAUAUAAAUUUCCACUCCACUGGGUUUAUGAUAUCGGGUAAAGUAGUGGGAGCUGUUGGUGGUAAGAGCUGCCGAAAAGAUGGAGGACCUUCUGGUGUGAAAGUUGAGCUAACAUCAGACUCUGAUGAGUUGGUUGCAUCUGCUUUAACAUCAUCAACAGGAGAAUAUUUGUUUACAAACAUAAUUCCAGGGCAUUACAAAUUACAUGCUUCUCAUCCUAAUUAUGAUAUCGAGAUGAAAGGCUCACCAGAGGUUGACUUGCGAAUUGGAAAUGCUGUAGCAGAUGAUAUCUUCUUUGUAUCUGGAUACAAUAUUCAUGGCUCUGUCGUUGCACAGGGAAAUCCAAUCUUGGGAGUCCACCUGUAUUUAUAUUCGAAUGAUGUAACAGAGGUACCUUGCCCACAAGGUUCCAGUGAUGCACCCAGGGAAGGUGCUCUUUGUCAUGCAAUAUCUGGUGCUGACGGGAAGUUCACAUUUAGAUCACUACCUUGUGGUAGCUAUGAGCUGUUGCCGUACUACAAAGGGGAUAAUAGUGUUUUUGAUGUCUCACCCCCUUCACUGCCUGUUUCUGUUGAGCAUAGUCAUAUGACAAUUCCCCAAAAGUUCCAGGUUACUGGAUUUUCUGUUGGAGGGCAUGUUGUUGAUGGUUAUGGUGCUGGUGUGGAAGGUGCCAAUGUUAAAAUUGAUGGCCAGUUGAGAGCAGUAACAGACAGUCUUGGCUAUUACAGACUUGAUCAGGUUAUGUCCAAGAAGUAUACUAUAACUGCCGAGAAGGAUCACUAUAAGUUCAAUCGUUUGGAGAAUUUCACGAUUUUACCAAACAUGGCCAGCAUUGAUGAUAUCAAAUCAGUUAGGUAUGAUGUAUGUGGUAUUAUUCGAACAGUAACUCCGAAUUCAAAAGCAAUGGUGACUUUAACACAUGGACCUGAAAACGUAAAGCCGCAGCGGAAAUUGGUUAGCGGAAAUGGAAGAUUUUGUUUUGAGGUUCCUGCUGGUGAAUACCAGUUAUCUGCAUUACCUGUAGAUUCUGAACGUUCUUCUAGUCUUAUGUUUUCACCAGGAUCUAUUGGUGUUAAUGUCAACAGCCCAUUACUUGAUCUGGAGUUCUCUCAGUCACAAGUCAAUGUUCAUGGUAAAGUAUUGUGCAAAGAGCAAUGCAACCAAAAUAUUCUGCUCUCGCUUGUUAGAUUAGCUGGGGGUAUCGAGCAGGAAAAGAGGACAACUACUUUGGAGCAAGAUAAUGUCAAUUUUGUGUUCACAAAAGUAUUUCCUGGAAAAUAUCGUAUGGAGGUGAAGCAUUCUUCAUCCGAGGGCUCAGCAAAGGAUGAUUGGUGCUGGGAUCAAAAUACCUUGGAUAUAAAUGUUGGCACUGAUGAUGUGAGAGACAUUGUGUUUGUACAAAAGGGCUACUGGAUUGAGCUUGUUUCAACUCAUGAAACUGAAGCAUACAUUCAUCAACCAGAUUCUUCUAAACUUGACUUGUUGAUAAAGAAAGGAUCUCAAAGGAUUUGUGUAGAAACUUCAGGGCAACAUGAAAUUCAUUUAAUUAAUUCUUGCAUUUCCUUUGGGAGCAUGUCUGUUUUGUUUGAUACAGCGAAUCCAAUGCCGGUUCACAUCAGCGCAAAGAAGUAUCUUGUAAAAGGUGAGAUCCAUGUGGACAUGGGAUCCCUUCAGGAAGAAAUUGAUUCCAAAGAUAUUAUCGUUGAUGCCUUUAAGAGCGAUGGCAGUUUCAUAGAAAAGAUCACCACACCUGUUCUUGGAAAGAUCAAUCAAAAUGGCUUUACUGCCUUUGAGUACUCUAUUUGGGCUGACCUUGGGGAGGACUUCAUCUUUGCCCCUCGUGAUUCUAGCACAAGAAGGAAAAAGAUCCUAUUUUAUCCAGCAAGACAGCAGUAUUCAGUGUCUGUGAAUGGAUGCCAAGACAUUGUUCCUUCAAUCACUGCGAAAACUGGUCUAUACCUUGAAGGAUCAGUGUCACCUGCAACUUCCGAUGUUGACAUCAAGAUCCUAGCAGCUGGGGAGAGCAACUAUGCCCAUCUGAAGAAAGGGGAUGUAGCAACAGAGACAAAGACAAAUUCUGAGGGAUCAUUCUUUGCAGGUCCCUUGUAUGAUGAUAUAGAAUAUAAAGUUGAAGCUUCAAAGGAUGGUUAUCAUCUCAAGCAAACUAGCCAGUACACCUUUGCUUGCCAGAAGCUUGGUCAGAUAUUAGUGCGGAUUUAUGGUGAAAAGGGAUCAGAGCUGUUACCGUCAGUAUUAUUAUCUUUGAGUGGCGAAGAAGGGUACAGAAAUAACUCAAUUAGUAGUUCUGGUGGAACUUUCAGCUUUGACAACUUAUUUCCUGGAAGUUUCUAUCUUCGACCUCUUCUUAAGGAAUAUAAAUUUACUCCAUCAGUAAUUGCUAUUGAUCUUAGUUCUGGAGAAUCUAGGGAUGUGGAAUUCCGUGCAACCAGAGUGGCUUACAGUGCCUUGGGUUCUGUAACACUGCUAACUGGCCAAUCAAAGGAGGGUGUUUUUGUUGAAGCGAGAUCUGAAUCCACAGGUUAUUAUGAAGAGGCUACUACUGAUAAUUUUGGUAGGUUUCGUCUUAGAGGACUUUUGCCUGGCUCAACUUACUCUAUAAGAGUGGCUGCAAAAGAUAAUCUCAGAUGUGCAGCAGUUGAGCGUGCUUCACCUGAAUAUGUGUCGGUUGAUGUUGGUCAUGAAGACAUCAUUGAUAUUGAUUUUGUGGUUUUUGAACGGCCGGAGGUAACAAUUUUGAGUGGGCACGUGGAAGGUGAUGGCGUUGAUACGUUGCAGCCGCAUCUCUCUGUUGAAAUCAGAUCAGCAGUGGACCCUUCUAGAGUAGAAUCUGUACUUCCUGUUCCUCUUUCCUACUACUUCGAAGUGCGAGAUUUGCCCAAAGGCAAGCAUCUUGUUCAGCUUCGAUGUGGUCUUCCAUCACAUACCCAUAGAUUUGAGUCAGAGGUUGUUGAAGUAGAUCUGGAAAAGCAACCCCAAGUUCAUGUUGGUCCCCUUAAAUAUAAAACUGAAGAGCACCAUCACAAUCAGGAGCUGACCCCAGCACCAGUUUUCCCGCUUAUAGUUGGAGUUUCUGUGAUUGCACUGGUGAUCAGCAUUCCAAGGUUAAAGGAUCUGUACCAGAGCACUGUAGGAAUGACUUCGCUAGGUUCAGGGGUCGCGCUGAGCAAAAAGGAGCCACGGAAGAAUAUAAUUAGAAAGAGAGUGUGAAACACAAACUUAGCUUAAGGUUAGGGGUUGGGAAUGAGCACACUGACAGAUUGAGCACGGCAAGCGUAACUGAUAGCUGUUAUUGCAGCUAAAUUUGGCAGAUGAAAAGAAACCAGAGGUUAUUUGCCUAUUUGGAUUCCUGGGAAACCCCCACCUACAUCACCAUUCAGUACGACGGUUGAUAUUUUUUUGUAACAUUACUGGCUACCGCAAGUUUUGAUGCCGAAGCUGGGCACGUAGUCAUUUGAAAUGCUGUAUGAUAGUGCAAUGUACAGUGUUUCAGGCUCCAGAUAAAGUUUUGAGACUCGUUUAGUCGUUUAUAUCCCUUGCCCAAAAGAGAGGCAGAUCUAGAAAACAACUGUUUUUUGGACGCUUUA